AUGGGGAAAAGAAACGCUGACGAGAGUCUUGCUGAUGCUUCAAUGAACGAAAGCGCUAUUGUCGAUGGUCCAAGUACUGCAAAGGAAGAGUACGAGUAUCUAUGCACACUGGUUAGACUAGUCCUUGUUGGCAUGUACUCUUUACAGGUAAAUGCAAUAUCCAAGCCUUUGGCUAACAGGAAGCUUGCUAAAAAAUUAUACAAACUUGUGAAGAAAUCUGCCAAGCAGCCACAUCAUCUCCGUCAGGGGUUAAAAGAUGUCCAGAAAGCUUUGCGCAAAAAUGAGAAAGGAAUUGCCGUGUUAGCAGGUAAUGUUAGUCCGAUAGAUGUUUAUUCACAUAUUCCGGCACUGUGCGAGGAGUUAGAGAUUCCCUAUGUAUUCACACCUUCCCGAGAACAGCUGGGACUUGCUGCUGGUCAUCGUCGACCUGCAAUUCUGCUCUUGAUUAGGCCACAUCCUGACUAUCAGGAGCUGUACGAUGAGGUUGAUCUUACCUAUUUACUCAUUUAA
Messenger RNA from Strongylus vulgaris, 510 nucleotides. NCBI's taxonomy places the organism in Eukaryota, Metazoa, Nematoda, Chromadorea, Rhabditida, Strongylidae. The record is from the annotation of a GenBank genome assembly.